CUUCCGGUUUCAAGUGUAAUUCGGAAAAAUAAGUUGGAAAAAUGGCUGCUGGAGGUACGGAGACCCGAACCGGGGACGUCGAAGAGGAUGCCUCGCAGUUGGUUUUCCCCAAAGAGUUUGAGAGCGCGGAAACCCUUCUGAACUCUGAGGUACACAUGCUACUGGAACACCGUAAGCAGCAGAACGAGAGCGCAGAAGAAGAACAGGAGCUGUCUGAUGUCUUCAUGAAAACCCUGAACUACACAGCCAGGUUUAGCCGCUUCAAGAACAGAGAGACCAUUGCCAGCGUUAGAAGUCUGCUUUUACAGAAGAAGCUGCAUAGGUUUGAGCUGGCUUGUUUGGCUAAUUUGUGCCCAGAAACGGCAGACGAAGCCAAAGCUUUGAUUCCAAGUCUGGAAGGAAGGUUUGAAGAAGAAGAACUACAGCAAAUUCUGGAUGACAUUCAAACCAAAAGAAGCUUCCAAUAUUAAAUUGCUGCCAUUCCUUGUGUCAAAUGGACAUUACUGCCAUAUGUUGUCGCGUUAUUUCUGAUCUGGAUUGGAACAAUGCGUUUAACCAACAUAGUGACAUUUUCUAAUGAGUUACAUUGACUCUUCCCUUGGAAUAGACUCUCCAGCAGGGAUAAACGUGUUUCCCUUGUUGUCUGAAUGUUAAUUUUAUGUAGGAUGGUUGCUUUACCCUUUUUGACCAUAAAGACUGUGACAAUUCAUUCCCUGCUGGUAAAGUUUCUAUAUUGGUUUACACUUUAGAAGUUGAACAGUACAUUAAACACUUAUGUAAUCCUUUUUUCAAAUGUAAAAAAUAUAAAAAUAUUUGUAUUGGUCUUCUUA
This is a messenger RNA of Spea bombifrons (plains spadefoot toad), 830 nucleotides long. RefSeq names its product RNA polymerase II subunit D (gene POLR2D). Gene Ontology annotation, cellular component: RNA polymerase II, core complex; P-body. Gene Ontology annotation, molecular function: translation initiation factor binding; nucleotide binding. The record is from RefSeq and is a predicted model, not a curated record. Bases 42 to 470 code for a protein of 142 amino acids. The transcript is spliced from 4 exons. Lineage: Eukaryota; Metazoa; Chordata; Amphibia; Anura; Pelobatidae. Gene Ontology annotation, biological process: transcription initiation at RNA polymerase II promoter; nuclear-transcribed mRNA catabolic process, deadenylation-dependent decay; positive regulation of translational initiation.